Molecule: messenger RNA, 1130 nt
Organism: Zychaea mexicana
Lineage: Eukaryota; Fungi; Mucoromycota; Mucoromycetes; Mucorales; Lichtheimiaceae
Exons: 7
Coding region: 1-1113 (370 amino acids)
Source: RefSeq, a predicted model, not a curated record
AUGUCAAUGCUGACACCGUAUUUAGCCAGUGCAUCAGACAAAACCGCAUUUCAAUACCAGGGAAACGGUGAGCAAGAAGCUAUAGCCACGCCAACAAAAACAGCUAUAAUCGAAACCAUAAAAGCCGACCCGCGUACAGCUGUUUUCGGCCAGCUUAUCGAUAACGAACCUCUGCUUGACACGUUCCGUCACUACAUCAGCGAAUUCAAGAAUAUUUCUGUGAUAGCACCCUGCAACGAAGCUCUAGCUUCUAAUGCAAGUAUUCAACAAAUCUUAAACAACAGCCUGUACUAUUUAUCUGUGGAUGAUGUAUGGCAGCAAGAACAAGAUGGCGCCGCCACCCCGAGCGCCCAGCUGCACGUCAAAGCAACUCUCCUGAACGGGGCCAAGAUUAAGUUACGGAUUAGAGGAGAUCAAGCAGAAAUACGCGAACCUGGUUGCUCAAGCGUGAUCGGCGAGCCGAUCAAGGUCAAUGAUGCGACAAUCUCCAUAGUAGACCAAGUUCCUUCCGUUCCGAAAGAUGUGUCGCAAACCCUGCAGGAGAUGGAUCAAAGCAUGACAUACAAGCUGUUCAGAAACUUGUCGUACUAUCCGGCUAGUAGUGAUAACAUCCAUACAACCGGCAGUAACAGCAAAACGAUUCCUGGGGAGUAUCACAAGGAGAAGACCACGAUCUUUGCUCCAGUCAAUUCAGCUUUUGGUACGGUAGAUCCUGCCCUACUGAGUGACACGGUGCGGGAGCAAAUGGCACGAUGGCAUAUCGUGUCCGGAGCGUACUACAGCAAGCAAUGGCAGCAGCAGCAGCAGCAGCAGCAGGGUAAAGGCAGUAGCACCAACGGCAGUGCUGUUCAAAUGAAGAGCCUGGCUGCUGGUCAGAGCCUGGAAAUUCGAAACGGGGAGCUGUGGCUAGCAAAAAUCUUGACACCUGACGUGCUCUUGGCGGAUGGGAGCGUACUCCAUAUCAUCGACCGAGUAGUGUGGAUGAAGCAGGUGGGAGUCGUGGCAACAUCGUCGUCGUCGUCGUCGACUGCAGCACAGACGCGUAUAAAUCCAUUCGCUGUACUGCACAUUGCCAUGGCCGGACUAGCCUUAUUUGGAAGAUCGCCUCUGUGAUUGCUCUCGCAAAUAAG